Messenger RNA from Tuber melanosporum (Perigord truffle), 1815 nucleotides. RefSeq lists its product as uncharacterized. Bases 34 to 1815 code for a protein of 593 amino acids. Lineage: Eukaryota; Fungi; Ascomycota; Pezizomycetes; Pezizales; Tuberaceae. The record is from RefSeq and is a predicted model, not a curated record. The transcript has 3 exons.
CAUCCUUCUCUCACCUUGGCAUGGAAUUCAACCAUGAGGAAACUUUUCAAGCUAGAUAAACGCUCGAAGCCACGAAGCAAUACUUGGCAGAAGGCGGAAUUGGAUGGAACAGAGGUACAAAUAUCGCCGGAAAAACAGAAUAGGACUGGAUCAGCAUUAUCCGGGAAUACAGCGGUUGAGAAUUCCCUGAACUUUGUAGAUCCCAACCGUGGUUUCGCAAAAGCUAUUCAAGAGGAUGAAGCCAAAUCUUGGCCGCAUGGAAGCGGUGGGUCCUCAACGCAGAAUGUUACUACUCACGAAGGAUUCGGCAGUUGGCUCUCGACAUUUCAGCCGGAGGCGAUGUCGAGUAAUGAACACCAGAAAAACUUGGAGAGGUUGAGCAAGUUAUCGUUGAUUGAUGCGCGGGGGCAAAUGCCCGCUCCAGAACCACUGAUCUCCCCGAAGGUGCUCCCGGACCCUGCUCCCCCUCAUGGGCUAUCCCAUAAAGCACCUCAAAAUUGCACCAUUGUCUUUGAAGGAUUCCAGGAAAGCGGCUUCAAAAAAAUCCUCGGCUUUUCCCCACACACCGCUAGGGAGUUAGCUAUAGCCCCAUGGAUCAACAGAUCGAACGCAUACACUAUAAGAGUUACUUCAGGCCCAUCUAAUUACUCCUUCGCUCACGGCUACUGCAUAAACGAACACGAAUCAUUCAUCGCCUUCUUCAACGCGAGCAUCGCUAAGUCCGACCCAAUAGAAGUUAUCAAAACCGCCGGUGAUGAGCUCUCUGUCGAUGGCGGAAAACUGAAAAUUAGCUUUCAACGCUCCCUGCGGAUCCCCGAAACCAGGAAGACCUACGAUCUACCUCCUAAGAUCGCGAAGUUCCCGCUGUUCAAUGUGAAUGACUUUGCUAAGCGUAUGCCCGGGAAUAUGGCCGCAAAGGGAGGUGUUUGCAUGCCACUCUUUCAGCGGGAGGCCAUGUGGAUUGACUUUAAUUACCCUGGGAAAGGGGAUCCUGGAGGGUUGAGUCCUCAGUAUGCUAUAAAGGUGUUUUUCGGGGGGGUGAAUGCCAUUUCCGGUGAGACCUGGAAUAGCUCCGCAAAGAAAAAGCAGGACUACAUCGUUGUCCCACCACAGCCAUGGCUCGACGGGAUAGCUACUGGUCCUGGGGUUGUAAAGCAGUUUGUAGCUAUGCCUUUGGGCAGUGGAUACUCCGUCGAGCAGCAGGUGACUGGAAAAGAAGACAUCGGAGGAAUACAAAUGGAGAUAUCGCCAGUGUACAACAACAAGUUUGAAGUGUCUGCACAAUGCAAAUACAACUACUUGGGCAGGGGCACCAGUUACGGGUACGGCUCACCGCCCUCGAGCUGGAGCAACUAUAGUACGCCGAAAAUGAUGGCGUGCACAGUGGGUAUGAGAAUCUUCAUCAAGGAUUACCGGCACGGGGAUAUUUCCCGAGACUUCAACUCACAAGAGAUAUACUAUGACCUUCCCGUCGACAUGGCCUGGGGUGAUUCGAGUAUGGGUAGUAGCUUUGACAGCCCGUUCGUGCGGCCGGCGGUGCUCCGAGAUCUGCUCGAUUUGAGUCCUCAAGAGCACAAUCUUCAGAAACCGCUAUUCGUGACGGCAUUGAACGUGUUUUCGAUUUUCGUGGAGCAAGACGGAUCGCUGGAGUACCCACCGCAGGUUAUUUUCGUUGUGGAAUGUUCCCCUUUUGCGACUACACCGCAGCUGAUACAAGCUAUCGAGAAGGCGAGCUCAAAGAAGCAUUGGUAUACCAACGCGGAUUAUAAAGUACAAUGCAAUGGAGUAGACAUGGACGAGAGACUGACGAUCUAG